This is a messenger RNA of Micropterus dolomieu (smallmouth bass), 2624 nucleotides long. RefSeq names its product ATP-binding cassette, sub-family B (MDR/TAP), member 8 (gene abcb8). The record is from RefSeq and is a predicted model, not a curated record. The transcript is spliced from 16 exons. Gene Ontology annotation, biological process: transmembrane transport. The coding region runs from base 140 to 2263 and encodes 707 amino acids. NCBI's taxonomy places the organism in Eukaryota, Metazoa, Chordata, Actinopteri, Centrarchiformes, Centrarchidae. Gene Ontology annotation, molecular function: ATP binding; ABC-type oligopeptide transporter activity; ATP hydrolysis activity. Gene Ontology annotation, cellular component: membrane.
UCAAAGUAAAAAAUGUUGUCCUCUAUAGCCACAGAAAUGCACUCUGGGGCAGAGUCAACAUGGCAGCCUGCAGGUUGCUUGUGGAUUAAUGUAGAGCUUAACGAAUAUUUUGUUUCUGUCACUGAAAUAAGCUUAGAACAUGUUUCAGUUAUUCAGUUGUAGAGCAAGUAUCUCUGCUCCAGUGCGGUCAUUGUUAUACCCGCGAUGCAAUAAAACAGCAGACAUAUGGAAACGUUCACGGUGGUAUACAUCUCCAGGAACUAAUGCAUACAGCUCCUUACAGCAGCCUCGAAGUGCUGUCAGUCGUAUAUGGAGCCUCACGCAGAGAGCUGUCCGCCAGUCCACCACCCGAACACCCAUACCCCCGCGAGUGGCUCUGAAGUUCAUGCUGGGACCAGCAGUCCUCUCUGUCUCUGCACGACUGUUUUGCCAUGUAGCUUACUGCGAGGCAGAUGUGAAUAACAAUACUCUGGUGGAAGUUGUGGCCAAAAACCCUGUACCUGAGUUCAAAUGGCAUAUCCUCUGGGAAUUUGUCAAACCACAACUGUUUGCUCUCAUUGGUGCUGUUGUGCUUGCUUUUGGUGCAGCUAUCUUAAAUAUUCAAAUUCCCUUAUUGCUUGGAGAUCUGGUGAAUGUUGUGGCACGUUACCUGAGAGAACAUACUAGGAAUUAUGUCCAUGAAAUUAGAGGUCCUGCACUGAAAUUACUUGGACUGUAUGGUAUUCAAGGCCUGCUGACGAGUGGCUACAUCAUCCUGCUUUCAAGGGUGGGGGAGAGAGUGGCAGCAGACAUGAGGAAGACCCUUUUUGCAUCCUUACUGAGGCAAGAUGUGGCUUUCUUUGAUGCCAAUAAAACCGGGCAGCUGGUGAAUCGUCUGACUGCUGACAUUCAGGAGUUUAAGUCAUCCUUUAAAUUGGUCAUCUCUCAGGGCCUGCGGAGUAUUACACAGACAGUUGGCUGUUUUGUCUCUCUCUAUUUCAUCUCCCCCAAACUCACAGGUUUGACAGUGGUUGUCCUCCCCUGUUUAGUGGGAGCAGGGGCUCUCAUGGGCUCAGUCCUCCGCAAACUAUCCCGUUUGGCUCAAGAACAGGUUGCAAAAGCAACAGGAGUGGCAGAUGAGGCACUUGGCAAUGUGCGGACAGUGAAAGCUUUUGCGAUGGAGGAGCGGGAGCUCCAGUUAUAUGCAUAUGAAGUUGACAAAUCAUGUGAAAUGAAUGAGAAGCUUGGUGCUGGAAUAGCAGUUUUCCAAGGACUAUCAAAUGUUGCUCUGAACUGCAUUGUCCUUGGAACUAUUUUCGCUGGAGGGACUUUAAUUUCAAGCAAUGAAAUGUCCCCUGGAGACCUCAUGUCUUUCCUUGUUGCUUCCCAGACCGUUCAGAGGUCAUUGGCCAGUAUCUCUAUCCUUUUUGGACAGAUGGUGAGAGGAAUGAGCUCUGGGGCCCGGGUUUUUGAAUACCUAUCUUUGAAGCCAACCAUUCCAAUGUCUGGAGGAGGACGCAUCCCGUACCAUUCUCUGACAGGAAGAGUGGAUUUUAUGAACAUUUCGUUCAGCUAUCCAACAAGACCUGGCCAUCAGAUCUUGAAGAAGUUCAACUUAACGCUGCCACCUUGUAAAACUGUCGCCCUUGUUGGGGAAUCUGGAGGAGGAAAGUCCACUGUGGCGUCCUUGCUGGAGCGUUUCUAUGACCCAACCAGCGGUGUGAUCAUGCUAGAUGGACUCAACAUUCGAACACUAGAUCUGUGCUGGCUCAGGAGGCAAGUCAUUGGAUUUAUCAGUCAGGAGCCAGUUUUGUUCGGAUCAUCCAUCAUGGAGAACAUCCGCUUUGGGAUGCCUGAGGCCACAGAUGCAGAGGUCAUUAAUGCAGCCAAGCAAGCCAAUGCUCACAGCUUCAUUACAGGUUUCCCAGACGGCUAUAACACCAUUGUUGGUGAACGAGGUGUGACGUUAUCAGGCGGCCAGAAACAGCGCAUUGCUAUCGCCCGCGCCUUGAUCAAGAACCCUACCAUCCUGGUGCUCGAUGAAGCCACCAGCGCCCUGGAUGCAGAAUCCGAGCGAGUGGUGCAGGAGGCGCUUGACAGGGCCACGAAGGGUCGCACUGUGCUUAUAAUCGCCCAUCGGCUGAGCACCAUUCAAGGGGCUGACCUCAUCUGUGUCAUGAGCAAUGGCCGUAUUGUGGAGGCUGGGACUCACUUGGAACUGCUGGGCAAAGGAGGACUUUACUCUGAUCUAAUCCGCAGGCAAAGAGCUGAGGGGCUGAAAUGAACACACCAAAACGUAUUUACUGUAGCUCUACAAUGAGUAAUGGAAUUUAUUUUUAAUAAAAUUCACUGGAUGGGCUUACCUGAACAGAUGCAUUAUAUAAAACAUAAAUCUACUAGCUCUCUGUUUAUUUUAUGACAAACUCUCAAAUGUAUGUAUGUGAAUGUAUAAGCGGACCAACUGGAUCAAACUAUAAUGAACAAACUACACUACUGUACAGUGUCUAACUAAAUGGGAAUUUCAUAACACUGUUUUCCCUUAUCCUGUAUAGGACGACAAUGGCUUUUUUAUGGAUCAUAACACUGAACUUCCAUGUUGUGUCACAAAUACAGAGUUGAAGAAUAAAUACAGCACAUGCUUUGUG